Gastrolobium bilobum is the source of this 912-nucleotide messenger RNA. RefSeq lists its product as uncharacterized. The record is from RefSeq and is a predicted model, not a curated record. Bases 1 to 912 code for a protein of 303 amino acids. The transcript is spliced from 5 exons. NCBI's taxonomy places the organism in Eukaryota, Viridiplantae, Streptophyta, Magnoliopsida, Fabales, Fabaceae.
AUGGCGGGUGCUCUUGUUUCUCUAACUUGUGGGAAAUAUUUUGAACCUCAUACUGGCGACAAAUCAAUAGAUGAAGAUCUUGUUAUAUCAAACUUGUUGAAUAUUACUAUUAAUAAUUCAAUAUAUACUAAAGAACCAAUUAGAGAUAGUAGCCUGACAGGAAAUGUUUUGUACUUGAUUGGACAUAGCAGUUCAAAUCGGAAUGUUAGUGAGAGAUUUCAGCGCUCAGGGCAAACAAUUAGCAAGUAUUUCAACAAAGUGUUGAAAGCAAUGCUUCAAUUAGCACGUGAGAUCAUUAAACCACCUCCUCUAGAUAUGGUUCCAAAGGAAAUUAAGGACAAUCCUAAACAUAUCCUAUACUUGAAGGAUUGUAUUGGCGCAAUAGAUGGCACUCACAUAAGUUCUAUGUUACCUGAGAAUAAGCAAAUACCAUUUAGAGGCAGGAAACAAAUUACAACCCAAAAUGUCAUGUGUGCAUGUUCCUUUGACAUGAAGUUCACUUUUGUGUAUGCUGGAUGGGAAGGAUCCGCAAAUGAUUGUCGUAUUUUUACUACUGCGCUUGAAACUCCUAGGUUGGAAUUCCCUCAUCCCCCACCAGGCAAAUUUUAUGCCGUUGAUUCUGGAUACCCAACUAGGGAUGGUUAUUUGACACCAUUCAAAGGAGAGCGCUACCAUUUGAACGACUAUAGAGGAAGACAAAAUCAACCUAGAUCAACUAAGGAGUUGUUCAACCAUAGGCACUCUUCUUUGAGAAAUGUAAUCGAACGGUCAUUUGGAGCUUUGAAGAAUAGGGAUCAUCAGAUAGCAGACAAAAAUCUAGCACAUUAUGCGAAUUCCAACAUUGCAGCAUCAACCCAUACAUAUGCAACUAUAGAUGAUGAGGGCCCCUCAAAUCAAGUGACCGAAAUAUAG